AUGAAGAGGGAAGUUUCUGCCCUCAAAAAGGAGAACAGAGCUAUUCUGACAAAGAUGAAGAAGCUGGAAGAUCAGGCCGAGGCUGCCACUAAGGCCCAACAGAUGGUCGAAGAAAAAGUGGAGUCUGCUGAAGCCAUCAAAAAAGUUGCCGAGGCCGAGAAGAAAGAUGCCGAGGUAAAAAAGGCUCAAGCGGAAAAAGAGCUCGAGGAGGCCCUGGCCACUAAAAACGCCGAAAUUACUGAAGCCGAUGAAAAAGCUUACGCCCAAGGAAUGGCCGAUGUUGCUGAGGACUACAAACUGCAACUUAAUGUUCCUGAAGAUUCUCCUUUGCGCAAGGCUGAAGCUAUUCCUCUCCCAUUCCCUCCUCCUGCUCCAUCUUCAAGUCAAGCUGAAGAUGAGUCAGAUUCUGAGGCUGAGGAUGAAGAUAACAAUGAAGAUGAGGCCUUGGGUGAUGAGGUUGAGGAGGCGCCUAGGGAAGUUGUUACAGGGAUAUUAUCAUCUGACCUCCUUUUAGCUGAAAGGAGUCUUGACAAAACGCUUGCAGAGAUUGAUGCCGAGCUUGAGGCAGAAAAGAUUGCCGAGGAGGUUCCACCAGAAUCUUCCAAGGUCCCAGCGCCUCCAGCUAUUAAUGCUGAAGAAUCCUGA
Camellia sinensis is the source of this 645-nucleotide messenger RNA. Lineage: Eukaryota; Viridiplantae; Streptophyta; Magnoliopsida; Ericales; Theaceae. The record is from RefSeq and is a predicted model, not a curated record.